AUGGAUGCAGCUAAAAAAGAAAUGAGGGGAAGGGCUGUUCAAGUGUUUAGUAGAUGGAUGUACGAUGCUGGGAUUCCAUUUAAUGCUGUGAACUAUGAUAGUUUCCCUAUUAUGGUGGAGGCACUUGGGCAGUUUGGACAUGGUAUGAAACCUCCUAGUUAUCAUGAGGCACGAGUUACUUAUUUGAGGAAAGAGGUUGGACAUACACAUGAGCUAUUGCGACGCCAUCAAGAAGAUUGUGUACGAUAUAAUUGUUCUCUAAUGACAGAUGGAUGGACGUCGAGGAAUGGGAAAAGCUUAAUCAAUUUUCUUGUUAAUUGUCCAAGAGGUAGUGCAUUCAUUGAAUCAAUUGAUGCUAGUUCUUUCUCCAAGAAUACUGUGAAAAUGUUUGAACUUUUUUGCAAGUACAUCGAGAUUAUUCGACCACAUAAUGUGAUCCAAGUGGUCACUGAUAAUGCAUCCGAAAAUGCUCUUGCAGUUUCAGAUCAAUAUCUUGUAAUGAUUAAGUGUUACGAUUCAUCUCAUAUUGCUUAUCAAUCUGCAGACUCUUCUAGGGUGGAGACACAAGAUGGAGGUGAUGCCAAAGUGGAAGUUUCACCACGUGAUGUUGUUUAUACACAGCCAGCCGAGUUUAAAAACGGAGAAGAACCUGAGAUCUUGCAUACACUUGAUCUUCGCUACGGUGGUAUCUCCUGGUGUGAUGACUCCCUUGCCUUGGUAUAUGAGUCUUGGUAUAAAACUCGUCGGACAAAAACCUGGGUCAUUUCUCCAGGCCGUAAGGGUGCAAGCCCACGAAUAUUGUUUGAUAGAUCGUCAGAAGAUGUCUACUCUGAUCCAGGAUCUCCAAUGAUGCGAAGAACACAGGAAGGAACCUAUGUUAUUGCCAAAAUAAAAAACCAAGAUGAAGGGACUUACAUAUUGCUAAAUGGAAGUGGUGCAACACCAGAUGGGAAUAUUCCAUUCCUAGAUUUAUUUGAUAUACACACAGGAAAUAAAGAACGAAUAUGGGAAAGUGACAAAGAAAAAUAUUAUGAAACAGUUGUUGCAUUGAUGUCGGAUUAUGGUGAGGAUGAGUUAAACAUCGAGCAACUGAAGAUACUUACUUCCAAAGAAUCAAAAACUGAAAACACGCAAUACUUCAUACAAAGCUGGCCGGACAAGAAAGCUGUUCAAAUUACAAAAUUUCCCCACCCAUAUCCACAACUAGCUCAGUUACAGAAGGAGAUGGUGAGAUAUCAGAGGAAGGAUGGCGUUCAACUUACUGCAACGCUUUAUUUGCCUCCCGGUUACAGCCCAUCAGAUGGGCCUCUCCCAUGUUUAGUCUGGUCUUAUCCUGGGGAAUUCAAAAGCAAAGAUGCAGCAGGGCAAGUUCGUGGCUCUCCAAAUGAGUUUGCAGGCAUAGGAUCCACUUCAGCUCUUCUAUGGUUGGCUAGAGGCUUUGCUAUAUUGUCUGGUCCUACCAUUCCUAUCAUUGGCGAAGGUGAUGAAGAGGCAAAUGAUCGGUAUGUAGAACAGUUGGUUUCAAGUGCAGAGGCUGCCGUUGAGGAAGUUAUACGGAGAGGGGUGGCUCAUCCAAACAAAAUUGCUGUUGGAGGUCAUUCAUAUGGGGCAUUCAUGACAGCUAAUCUUCUUGCCCAUGCCCCCCAUCUUUUCUGCUGUGGAAUUGCUCGGUCUGGGGCAUACAAUAGGACACUCACCCCUUAUGGAUUUCAGAAUGAAGACAGAACGUUGUGGGAGGCUAUCAACACAUAUGUUGAGAUGAGCCCUUUCAUGUCAGCAAACAAAAUCAAGAAGCCACUUUUGCUAAUCCAUGGAGAAGAGGAUAAUAAUUCAGGAACACUGACAAUGCAGUCAGAUCGCUUCUUUAAUGCGUUAAAGGGCCAUGGAACACUCUGUCGUUUGGUGAUUCUACCAUUUGAGAGUCAUGGUUAUUCGGCUAGAGAAAGCAUCAUGCAUGUUCUUUGGGAGACUGAUAGGUGGCUACAGAAGUACUGUAUAGAUGCACCUGACAAAUUAGCUGAACUACAUGAUUCCAAAACUGAAGCUCCAAAAACUCCCCAACCAACUGGUGGAUUGACUGCCACUGAAGCACAGGAAGAUGAUGGAUCUAAUCACACAAUGAGGUCUCUAUUAUGAUGUUUAAAUGAAAACCAAAUGAAUGGAAGCUGCCAAAAGAUAGCAAUAAUGAGCACAACGACUGCAAAAAUAAACAGCUUCUUGAAGCAUCAAUAUUCAUAUUUUUUGGAAGAAGCCAUAGAUAUCUUUCAAGUUCAGGACAUCAGGAGCUUAAUUCUGUGCAGGUAUUCCAGCUAUGUAUGCCAUGUUUAAUGAAGAUGCCACUCCAUUGAUGUUCUCUCUUGAUACUGAUUCGUGUGGUGUUCAAUUAUUUAUGGCUACUAUGUUAUGAUUCUAUUGAGGGGUCAAUAAGCUUUUCAUAUGGUUUGAUUGCUGUUAUUUUUGAACUUCUAUAAUGUUUUCUUUGACUCCUAAGUAUUUUAUCAAUUAUGCAUUGUCUUUUUCUC
This is a messenger RNA of Dendrobium catenatum, 2522 nucleotides long. Its product is annotated as probable glutamyl endopeptidase, chloroplastic. Bases 1 to 2136 code for a protein of 711 amino acids. The record is from RefSeq and is a predicted model, not a curated record. Lineage: Eukaryota; Viridiplantae; Streptophyta; Magnoliopsida; Asparagales; Orchidaceae. Gene Ontology annotation, molecular function: serine-type endopeptidase activity. The transcript is spliced from 11 exons. Gene Ontology annotation, biological process: proteolysis.